UUUUUUUUUGUCGUGCUAGUUAGUGAUUUGUUUUUUGGUGUCCACAAAUAAUUCUGUUUACUCACAGAUGGCACAGCAAGGCACAGGAUCUCCGGGUAAGGUUGCGUCCGUGGUGCCGAACACGAAUAUAUUUGGGGUGCCACUGCAUCAGGUGAUGCAGAUGGAGGAGGGGCGGACCGUGAUGGAGGAGCAGAAGAUACCGACAGUGCUCGACAUGAUAUUUUGCAGUUUGGAAGCGCAAGCUAUGGACGCUGAAGUUUUGGUUCAGGCGGACCCAGAGGACAAAGAGGUCGAGAUACUGCGCACAGAGAUAUGUGGAGGUCAGAUUCCUCUGUUGAACGAAUUGAAGAUUGAGACGUUGGCCGGGCUGCUGAUGAGGUACUUUUUGGAGUUGCCGGAGCCGAUUGUGCCGCCGGUGUACUACCAAAAGGUUAGGGGGAUAGUGUUCAAUUAUUUUUCGAGGAGACAGAAGUUGGUUGGAAUUCGGAAGCUUCAGAAAAUUUUUAGGGCGCCGAGUUUUCCGCAGGUUAACGCAUGCAUAUUGUACCGGCUGUUGAGUUUUUUCAACAAGUUGUCGUCGAGUUGGUGGUCGGACGCGUGUUUUUACGAGAGGGUGAUUGAGAAGUUCGUGCCGUUCGUGCUUCGGAACGACAAGUUGACGAGGAGGGAGAUGUCGAGUCCGUCGGAGAGGGACGUGGACGCGAUGAUGGUGCUGGUGGAGAACUACGAGGAGAUAUUGGGGGGCUGCGGGGCGGGGUCGGAGAGCGAGGAGCGACGCAAGAUGAUGAUUGCGAGAGGGGGGAUGGCGUCGGUGUCGUCGUUUUUCAACAGGGAGAGGGAGAUGGAGAUAAAGGUGGAGCAGGCGUUGAAGGAGGCGGAGAUGAGGAGUCGGGUGGAGGUGGUGACGAUUAGGGAGUUGAGGAGGGACAUGGAGGAGCACAGGAGGUCGACGGACGAGCGGAUAGCCGGAAUAAAGAGGUCGGUGAAGGCGAUAGAGAGGGAGGUGAAUGAGAUUAAGGUGAUGCUGCAAGGGUACGAGCGUUCUGAUUAG
Messenger RNA from Schistocerca gregaria, 1051 nucleotides. RefSeq lists its product as uncharacterized. The coding region runs from base 68 to 1051 and encodes 327 amino acids. Gene Ontology annotation, cellular component: cytoplasm. The record is from RefSeq and is a predicted model, not a curated record. Lineage: Eukaryota; Metazoa; Arthropoda; Insecta; Orthoptera; Acrididae. Gene Ontology annotation, biological process: small GTPase-mediated signal transduction. The transcript is spliced from 4 exons. Gene Ontology annotation, molecular function: GTPase activator activity.